Xenia sp. Carnegie-2017 is the source of this 2875-nucleotide messenger RNA. Its product is annotated as double-stranded RNA-specific adenosine deaminase-like. Lineage: Eukaryota; Metazoa; Cnidaria; Anthozoa; Malacalcyonacea; Xeniidae. The coding region runs from base 113 to 2788 and encodes 891 amino acids. The record is from RefSeq and is a predicted model, not a curated record. Gene Ontology annotation, biological process: RNA processing; adenosine to inosine editing. Gene Ontology annotation, cellular component: cytoplasm; nucleolus. Gene Ontology annotation, molecular function: tRNA-specific adenosine deaminase activity; double-stranded RNA adenosine deaminase activity; double-stranded RNA binding. The transcript has a single exon.
UAUUUACUAUUUCUUAUCUUUCUGUUCCUUGUUGCUAAAUUACUACAUGUUUUGAGUGUUUGUGAACAAUAGUAAGUACUAUUUUGGAGUUUGCUUUUGAUGUACUCUUACUAUGUCCUCAAAUGACGAGAAAAUGCAACCGUCGAAACAUGGUAGUGACUGUCGUGUCGACAUGUAUUUAAAACUUGAAGCCGUUUACAACAGCAGCGAAUCCAGUAGUGGGGACGAUGCGUCGAAUGAACAACUUUACAGCAGGUAUAGUGAAGUGUCUGUUGAAAAUGAUCGUCUAACGACGGUUUAUCGCGAUCGGAAGUACGGAGCCAAUACAACAUAUCCCAGUGGAGCUCAGAACUUGAGCAAUCGACCACGGCCACCUUCGUUGGAUUUGUACAAGUCUUUAAUCGAGAAAUCUCAGCAUCCGAUCAAACCAGUACAGCAUUCAACUGGGGUGUAUAACAUGUCUAAACCUGGAGAAAGAACGAAGCCAACCAUGUUGCAACGUUCUCUAAAUGCUAUAUCAGGAGUUGGGGAUCAGCUGGGAACACGAGAUGACAACUUAGGAAAAUAUGAUGUAAGUCACUUGAAACCAAAUAUUUCUUUUGCUCAAGAGCAAUUAAACAUGACAAAAGGUUUUCGUAUGUACAACCAAGAAGCUAGCCCUACAAGUCCAAGGCCGUCUUUUCCAGUUGCCCCUCAUAAUCAUAUCUUAUCCUCGUCACCUUAUAAACGACCUCCUCCACCUUCAGCAUCAUUUAUGUCCCAAGGACCAUCAGUGGCAGGUUUGAAAAAUCAACAGAAACAUCACAGAUGGCAUCCAGAAUCACAAUCCCUUCAGAAAAAUGCAACAUUUCCAAACAACAUGCAUCGUAAUGUUGAAAGCACAAAUUCAACCUGGUCUUCAGGGAAAUCCUUCUUCAAAGCAAGUGCAAAUGAAGCAACUUUUGAAUCUAAAAUCAUCGCUUUCCUCACAUUUCAAGGUCAUCCAUGCAACACAAAUAGCAUUCGACUUUCAGUUGGGGCUAACACAAAAAAGGAAAUAAAUCCUACACUUUACCAAUUGCAGAAGAAAGGUAUCAUAAACAAGGUUAAUGACAUUCCUCCUACAUGGAAACUUUCUCCCAAUGUUCAAAAUGUUUCAGUCCCCAGCACUCAAACUCAAACCCUUCAACCACCUUCCUCGUCAUUUCAUCAUGACUCAUUCCAAAGUAAACAUCAACCUAUUCGAGCUUCCGAACGAGCAGCCGAAACAAAGUAUUUUGGAAAUGCUGAUGGUAGCAGCAAGGAAUUUUUCGAAGACUGUUUCACUUCCAUCAACAAAAACCCUGUGAGUGCUUUGAAUAACUUUGGUCAAAAACACAAGUGUGUGGUCACAUUCGAGACCAUUUCCCAAAAGACUUUCGGCAAGCCUUCAUUUACUAUCGCUGCCAAAGUUGGCGAGAGGAGAUUCACUGCUGUGACUGCUAGCAAUAUUAAAGAAGCCAAGCGACAGGCUGCUGAUGUUGCUUUGCGUGAGCUUUCCCAAGGCUCUACAAGGCAUGGAGAUUCUGCUGAUGGUAAUCUGUCAGAUUUUUCACCUAUUCCAAAAAAAAACACAUGGACACACUUUGAUCACAUGGCUGCUUUAAGUCAUCAGUUGUUCUCGAGACUUGCCUCGAUGGUUUCUGUUUCAUUUGCCGGAAGAAAAGUGAUUGCAUGCAUUAUUAUGAAGACAAGUGCAGAAGACUGUGGACGAGUUGUCAGCCUUGGCGUUGGCAACAGGUGCAUUACCGGGGAGAGAAUGAGUUUGGAAGGGAAGAAAGUGAAUGAUUCUCAUGCAGAAAUCAUUGCAAGACGAGGUUUGCUUCGUGUGUUUUAUAAAGAAAUCAGUAACUAUCUUUCCCAAAGGCCAUCUAUUUUUAGAAAGGUUGAUGGUGAAAAAAAGCUUCAUCUUGUGGAGGGUGUGACCUUUCACCUGUACAUCAGCGUGGCUCCCUGUGGGGAUGGGGCACUUUUCUCCUCCAGGCAGAUGGUAAGUGUUGCGAGAAAUAAUGAACCAAUCAGCAAUCAACACACUCCCACCUUUAGCUCGAAACAACAGGGAAUACUUCGUACUAAGAUUGAAGAUGGCGAGGGGACUCUCCCAAUCGACCCAGAUGCUCCACCUCAAACAUGGGAUGGACUGUUGCAAGGGGGAAGGCUACGCACUAUGUCUUGCAGCGAUAAGAUUUGUCGUUGGAAUGUACUAGGUUUGCAGGGUGCUUUGCUGACACAUUUCAUCAAACCUGUUUACUUGGAGAGCUUAACACUUGGCUAUCUAUAUGAUCAUGGACAUCUGUCGCGUGCAGUCUGUUGUCGUCUUGUGCACAAGGAUGACCUUAACGGACGUCUGGCAUCAGGCUACCAUGUGAAUCACCCAUAUAUUGGGCGUGUCACUGCCUAUGAACCACCUCGGGAAACAGAGAAGACAAACAACAUCAGCAUAAACUGGGUUCUAGGAGACAAGAAUGUUGAAGUAACAGAUGGUCGGGAUGGUGCUUGCCAGACAAGGACAGCAAAUGCACCAACACCUUCUCGACUAUGCAAGGCAGCCUUGUUUGGUAACUUUUUGGAGUUGAUGAAGAGAGCCCCUGAAUAUGGUUAUACAGUCAAUGUGGAUUCUUACCAAAGUGCCAAGCUAUCAGCUAAAGAUUUUUCCCAUUGCAAACAGGAAAUGAAAAGUCAAUUUAGAAAGUCCAAAUAUGGUCAAUGGGUUUCCAAGCCUCCUGAGCAAGAUAUGUUCAAUGAGCCUUUGCCUGCUCUGGAUGUAUAGGUGUUUGUAAGAUUUGAGGUAGAGAUUUUUUAGAGUUUAAAUAGUAAAUAUUAAAUAUAUUUACCGUAAUAAAAGUACGUCACCAAA